AUGACCACUGGUCUGGGUCUGGGUCUGGGCGCUAUCAAAAGUAACUCCCAGAUUUCUGACAUUGGAGUGGCUCACAAAGAAGAUCCCCAGGCUGGCUUCAGUACUGAAACACUGCUGAUUUGUACCCUUGACCUGAUUGAGGCCGGAACAGAAUCAGCUGCCAACACGUUACGCUGGGCCCUUGUUUACAUGAUGAACUACCCAGAGAUACAGGAGAAGGUCCAGGCAGAGAUAGACAGAGUAAUCGGACAGUCUCGUCAGCCCACCAUCGCUGAUAGACCCAACCUACCCUACACUGACGCUGUCAUCCAUGAGAGCCAACGAAUGGGAAACAUUGUUCCCAUGGGAUUUCCUAAAAUGGCCAGUAAAGACACAAUGCUGGGAGGAUAUUUCAUCCCCAAGGGCACAUCUAUCACUACAAUUAUUGCAUCUGUGCUGUUUGAUAAAAACGAGUGGGAGACUCCAGAUGUCUUUAACCCUGAGCAUUUUCUGGAUUUGGAUGGAAAGUUUCUCAAGAAAGAUGCCUUCUUACCAUUUUCAGCAGGUAAACGUGUGUGUUUAGGGGAGAACCUGGCUAAAAUGGAGCUGUUCCUUUUCUUUACAACUCUUCUUCAACGCUUCAACAUCAUUCCUGUUCCAGGAGAAAUGCCCAGCUUGGAUGGUGUGAUGGGCUUUACUUAUUCCCCCGAGGAGUUCAGGAUGCUGGCUGUGCCUCGUUGAUGUUUUUGCAACCACACAACAAGCAACAGUUUUUAAUUUUCAAUCUUUUAAGUC
Molecule: messenger RNA, 774 nt
Organism: Nematolebias whitei (Rio pearlfish)
Lineage: Eukaryota; Metazoa; Chordata; Actinopteri; Cyprinodontiformes; Rivulidae
Product: cytochrome P450 2J2-like
Exons: 5
Coding region: 1-720 (239 amino acids)
Biological process (GO): xenobiotic metabolic process
Cellular component (GO): intracellular membrane-bounded organelle; cytoplasm
Molecular function (GO): oxidoreductase activity, acting on paired donors, with incorporation or reduction of molecular oxygen, reduced flavin or flavoprotein as one donor, and incorporation of one atom of oxygen; iron ion binding; heme binding
Source: RefSeq, a predicted model, not a curated record